GAAUUUUUAUAUAUCUUGGACCAUAAAAACCAUUAUGUUCUAUGAUACAUCCACAUUUUGGCUUACAAUAAUGAUUGUAAUAUUAGUUUGCGAUAAUAUAUGGUUUAUCUAUAUCAACUAUAGGCAGAUUAAAGUGCUCAAAAAUACGUAUAACGUGCCACGAAUAUUAAGUAAAUAUAUUACACCUAAUCAAUUAAAUCAGCUACGAGUAUUUGGAUUACAUAAAAUUAAGUUUAUUAUGUGUAAAAUAUUUAUUGGAGCCCUGGUGUUUGGUUUUUUGGAACUAUAUCUCGGUCUAUUCCCCUUCCUAUGGGACGUGGCCCUUUGUAUAUCCCAAAGUGAUAAUGAAACCAUUCUCAGUCUAUUCUUUGUAUUCUUGUUAAGUUUAUAUGUCACUCUGAAAUUGACUCCUGCUCUUGUGUAUGAAAAGUGUAUUUUGAAUCGAGAAGAGACUGGUGAAAUAGAGGGAUCGUUUUGGGUAUUCUUUAUGUCAAGUGUAAGAGGGAUUAUUAUAAAUCAGAUUUACUUUUUGCCCCUUACAUAUGUGAUUAUCAUAAUCGCACAUUAUGUCAACACAUAUACUAUAUUAUUUAUGUGGAUUUUAAUUGGUGUAAUAUCUGUGAUAGUAACUUUUGCAGUGCCUCUCUUAAUUGAGCCCUUAAUAUUUGAGUUUACAAAUAAAAUUCCCGAGACAUUUUAUGAUGAAAUACUCGAUCUUACAGAAUUUGUGGAAUUUCCAAUAUCAAGCAUAUAUAUAAUGAACACAGAUGAUCCAUAUUCAUGUGCAAAUGCCUAUUUCUUUGGUAUGGCCUGUUGCAAACGAAUUGUUCUAAGUGAUACAUUAUUCCUGAACAAGUCAAAUGUAAAGCAAAAAAAGAGCUAUCCAACCGGACGAGGUCUACCAAGAAAACAAGUGGCUGCUGUCGUUGCCCACGAACUGGGACAUUGGAGUCGAUGCCAUUUCUUCAUAACUCUGAUUUUGUCGCAAGUCCAUUUAUUUCUUAGUGUCUUUUUUAUUGGAUUACUCUAUGAAAAUAAAUAUAUUUAUGAAAGUGUUGGCUUUGCACCAGGAGUAUGUCCCAUGGUUGUGGGAAUAAUAUUGGCGCUAUGGUUCAUUAUUACACCCUAUACACGAUUCGCAAAUUGGUUUUUGCUUUUUAUUAUGCGACGUUUUGAAUAUUCGGCUGAUUCGUUUGCUCAAGAUCUUGGAUAUUCAAAGUAUUUGCAGGCUGGACUACUUAAAAUGUUUUUCGAUUGUCCUUAUUGGCCCUUUUUUGAUAGCCUUUAUCUUCAAUUCUAUAGGACACAUCCAACAAUGCUACAAAGAAUUGAAUAUCUCAUUAUGCGCGAUAGCGAAUUUUGAUGAAUAAUUGAUUAUCCAAUUUAUUUUCUAAGAAUGUGUUACGAAAAUUUAAGACGUAUCUUAACAAUGAUUCGAAUUCAGGAUGACGAGUAUUCUGAAGACAUAAAGGAAUCAGAUCCUGAAGAAACAACUCAUCAAAAAGAAUUAGCCAUUAAGUCGCGAUUUCAACUUUCCCUGCCAUCAGAUAUAUGUCCCGAUAAUACAAAGAAUAACUGUUUCCAACCGGGCGGAUUUUUACAUAAUACAAUAUCCUAUGCAUCCCAUAUCGUCAAAUGUAGCUCUCCGGCAUCGAGUAUAGGUGAAUCCCAAACAACUGCACAGUUCGCCGCCGCCAGCUCCCAUAAUAUACAUCUGCCCCAAGGCCAACAUAUGAUGGCCCCGAUUCCAGAUCUUAAUUUCUACAAUAUGCCCGACAUGAUGGCCGAACAGGAGAAGCUUAUAAUGUCUGAUGCUGAAAGAUUUUUAAGAUCAAAAGAGAAUGAAAUGUGCAAUAAUGAAUAUACCCACAUGCAUGAUGAGUUUGCAAUGCGAAAAUUCUAUCAUCCGCUGUUUGCUCAUAACGUUUGCCGUUGGCCGGGAUGUGAGAUGGAUUUGGAAGAUAUAACUGCGUUCGUAAAGCAUCUCAAUUCAGAACACGGCUUGGAUGAUAGAUCCACUGCCCAAGCGCGGGUUCAAAUGCAAGUAGUCUCUCAAUUGGAAACACAUCUUCAAAAAGAAAGAGAUCGAUUGCAGGCCAUGAUGCAUCAUUUAUACUUAUCUAAGCAACUUUUAUCACCAACAAAAUUGGAUCGAAAAGACAUCCCUACAAAAGAUGGCACAUUCUGCAAUAUGACCAGUCCAAUAACAAUUAACAGUAUAGGUCGACCAUUUCAUCAGUCAAGUUCUCCAGGAUCUAUGAAUCUUCCCAUGGUUAACUCAACCAAUAUAUGCGGAAUGAAGAAAAGGAAUCAUGAUAAGAAUACGUUUUCCAUUAAUGGUGGAUUACCUUACAUGCUGGAAAGAGCUGGACUAGAUGUACAACAAGAGAUCCAAAGAAAUCGAGAAUUUUAUAAAAAUGCUGAUGUUCGACCUCCAUUUACUUAUGCGUCUCUUAUAAGACAGGCCAUCAUAGACUCCCCCGACAAGCAAUUAACUUUGAAUGAAAUCUAUAAUUGGUUCCAGAACACAUUUUGUUACUUUCGUCGCAAUGCAGCUACUUGGAAGAUAUAUAGCUAACUGAUGAAAUGGUCUAGCAACUUGGACUUUUUGGCAGAUGAGUAUCUGGAAUUGUCAUUCUGAAUAAAUGCUCUGGUUUCUGCUCCUGAAAAGCCAAUUCGCUGGGCUAUAAAGACGUUAUUUAAAGGAUCCCUAGACGAUUCUUCAGGGAUCCAAGGACUAGCCAAUGCUACAUGGAUUAAAAAGUAAACAAGUAAAGUUGUUUAUAUCAAAAACAAAUGAACAUAGAAAAACAACAAAGAGAUUAUCCGAAAUUGUUGCUUUUCCCAAGAAAAUUCAAUUCGAAACUUUGGAACAAACAAAUUUGCAAUAAUUUGAGCAUAUUUAAACGUAACAGCAAGGGGAAAAUGUAUUGUCAAUAAAUAAUUUU
Molecule: messenger RNA, 2948 nt
Organism: Drosophila willistoni
Lineage: Eukaryota; Metazoa; Arthropoda; Insecta; Diptera; Drosophilidae
Gene: FoxP
Product: forkhead box protein P1
Exons: 11
Coding region: 1397-2578 (393 amino acids)
Biological process (GO): regulation of transcription by RNA polymerase II
Cellular component (GO): nucleus
Molecular function (GO): RNA polymerase II cis-regulatory region sequence-specific DNA binding; DNA-binding transcription factor activity, RNA polymerase II-specific
Source: RefSeq, a predicted model, not a curated record